Messenger RNA from Linderina pennispora, 720 nucleotides. RefSeq lists its product as uncharacterized. Gene Ontology annotation, cellular component: cytosol. Gene Ontology annotation, biological process: cytokinin biosynthetic process. The record is from RefSeq and is a predicted model, not a curated record. Gene Ontology annotation, molecular function: hydrolase activity, hydrolyzing N-glycosyl compounds. Bases 35 to 628 code for a protein of 197 amino acids. NCBI's taxonomy places the organism in Eukaryota, Fungi, Kickxellomycota, Kickxellomycetes, Kickxellales, Kickxellaceae. The transcript has a single exon.
GUUCUCUAAACCCUGCCAACUACUCUGAAUAGCCAUGACCUCCAGCAACCUCGUAUGUGUUUUCUGUGCCUCGCACGACAGCCCCGACGCCUCCUACAACGAGGUGGCGAACCAGCUGGGCGAGCUCCUGGCCAAGUCGAGCUACGGUCUGGUUUACGGUGGCGGCGGCCGUGGGCUGAUGGGCCGUGUGGCGCGCUCGGUCAGCUCCAACAAGGGCGAUGUCCUGGGGAUUAUCCCGCGCGCAUUGACCCGCCUCGAGGGCUGCUCUGAGGUCGGCCGCACAAUCACCGUCGACAGCAUGCACGAGCGCAAGUCGCUGAUGAACGAGCACGCGAUGGCAUUCAUCUCGCUGCCCGGCGGAUUCGGCACCAUGGAGGAGCUGCUGGAGAUUACGACGUGGUCGCAGCUGUCGAUUCACUCCAAGCCGGUGAUCGUAUUGAACACCAAUGGCUUCUACGACGCCUUGAAGGAGUUCAUCAACAAGGCGGUUGAGGCUGGGUUCGUGCAGAAGGAGAACCGCGACAUCAUCAAGUUCGUUGACACGCCCGAGGAGGCGAUCCAGGCGAUCAAGGAGUACAAGGCGCCAAACACGCGCUAUGGCCUGAACUGGGGCAAGGAGCAGGUGUGAUUACAUUAGCAUUUUAAUCCAUUUCAUCUUCGAUAAUGCCCUUGAAGUGCUCGCUGAGAUUGUAUGCUUGGCCGAGCGAAUUGAUGUGCACC